CGCGACGGGGCGGGGCGCGGAGACCCAACCCAGCCUAGCCCAGCCCAGCCCGGGCAGGACUUGCAAUACCCGGACGCCCGGAACGCUCCGUCGGGAACGGCGCAGGUUCUAGCAGCUGGGGUUUCCCCUCAGCCCUCAAGCACCAUGUCCAACCCCAGUGCCCCCCCUCCAUAUGAGGACCUCAACCCCCUGUACCCUGGCUCUCCACCCCCUGGGGGCUAUGGGCAGCCAUCUGUCCUGCCGGGUGGGUACCCUGCCUACCCACAGCCUGGCUAUGGUCACCCUGCUGGCUACCCACAGCCCAUGCCCCCCAUCCACCCGAUGCCCAUGAACUAUGGCCCAGGCCAGGGCUAUGAUGGGGAGGAGAGAGCAGUCAGUGACAACUUUGGGCCUGGAGAGUGGGAUGACCGGAAAGUCCGACAUGCCUUCAUCCGAAAGGUGUACGCCAUCAUCUCCGUCCAGCUGCUGCUUACAGUGGCCAUCAUCGCCAUCUUCACCUUUGUGGAACCAGUCAGCGCCUUCGUGAGGAGAAACACAGCCAUCUACUACGUGUCCUAUGCUGUCUUCAUCGUCACCUACUUGACCCUUGCCUGUUGCCAGGGACCCAGACGCCGUUUCCCAUGGAACAUCAUCCUGUUGACCCUUUUUACUCUUGCCAUGGGCUUCAUGACAGGCACCAUUUCCAGUAUGUAUCAAACCAAAGCUGUCAUCCUUGCAAUGAUCAUCACUGCUGUAGUGUCCAUUUCAGUCACAAUUUUCUGCUUUCAGACCAAGGUGGACUUCACCUCAUGUACAGGCCUCUUCUGUGUCCUGGGAAUUGUGCUCAUGGUGACUGGGAUUGUCACUAGCAUUGUGCUGUACUUCAAAUACGUUUACUGGCUCCACAUGGUCUAUGCUGCACUGGGGGCCAUUUGUUUCACCCUGUUCCUGGCUUAUGACACACAGCUGGUCCUGGGGAAUCGGAAGCACACCAUCAGCCCAGAGGACUACAUCACUGGCGCCUUGCAGAUUUACACAGACAUCGUCUACAUCUUCACCUUUGUGCUGCAGCUGAUGGGGGAUCGCAAUUAAGGAGCAGCCUCCUAUUUCACCCUACCUUAGGCUCUCCCUUCCCUAGAGGGACAUGCCCUGAGACUGCUCAGGGCCUCAGACUCCUUCCUUCCACUCAAGUAAUAAUACCCAGUUUCCUUUCUGUCCUGGAGAUGGUGGUCUCUCUGGCUGUGGAUGGCUAGGUACCUGGUGGGGAUGGAGGAGCUGGGGACUAACUAUUACCCUUAGUGAGCUUGACAGGGACUAGGUUGAAGAUGUGUCUUCUCUCUUUUUCCCAGUAUAUGGCACCAGAUUAUUAUUAUAGCUGGGGCUGGGGGGAAAGCAAAAGGAGCCACUAUAGUAUAGAAAGGUAGAAGUGAAUUCAAGGUGAUAGGGUUCCCUCCCACCUUUGCCAAAGGCUUCUAGGCUAAGUAGCUGGAGCUGUUUCUUUAUCCAACCCUCAACAAAGCCAGAGAGCUUUGUCUCCAGCUUCAUGGACACAGAGGCCAUUAUUCUAUACUCCUUUGGCUUGGCACCUUUUAGCUCAGGAGGGUGGAAGAGAUCUGUGCCCAUGAGUCUUCUUGCUUUAACCCCUUCUUGUUUCAGUGACAUGCACAUACUGUCUAUCUGGGUGUCACAGGGAUGGGGAAAGAAGAAAGGAGUGAAGCCCAGGGGCUGGUCCAGAGCAGCAUCUAUCCUGGGCUGUCUUGUGAUGGUGGUAGAGUGAACAGGCUGGCUGCAGGCAUCUGGUCCCCAUUCUCCAAAGCUGCUUGAGGCCUCCCUGGGUGUUCUGAAAUCUCUGGUCAGAGUGAUCUCUUGCUUUCUGUGCUCAGUCCAUUUACAGGGAGUGAGGGGUAAAGCUCAGGAAAUGGGGUGGUUUAAGAAUUAUGAGGUCAGGACUUAAUCAGGGUGAAAAGAGACUAGGUGGAAGGCAAAGAAAAUGCUUUGGGGACCCCACUUGGUCUGAGACAUACUGAAGCCUACUGUGAUGUCCAAGAAGAUGUCUGCAUUCUUUCCUUCUGCACUGGGAGUAAGGUUGAUUUCUUCUCUUAAGUUUGCUCUUAAUUUGCACUGGAAGGUUUUUGGCUAGGACGCCAUCUCUCUAGCUGGCUACUGAUUUCUCUGUAAUAUCGAGUGCCUCAAGCUGGAAUGGGGAAGGGAGGACAAGGGCCAGUCUGUCAGGUGGGGUGGAAACGGAAUCAGCCCAAGGGUAUAGUUAGGAUUUCUUUAUUAAGUCCUUGAUCUUAAAUGUAUUACAUAAAGGGACACAACUAGAAAUGUAAUGAAGUUUUGUGUCUAGAA
Molecule: messenger RNA, 2331 nt
Organism: Otolemur garnettii (small-eared galago)
Lineage: Eukaryota; Metazoa; Chordata; Mammalia; Primates; Galagidae
Gene: TMBIM1
Product: transmembrane BAX inhibitor motif containing 1
Exons: 12
Coding region: 145-1071 (308 amino acids)
Biological process (GO): negative regulation of apoptotic signaling pathway
Cellular component (GO): membrane; Golgi apparatus; endoplasmic reticulum
Source: RefSeq, a predicted model, not a curated record